CGCUCUCAUUGGCUGCGGGACGUCUGGCUGCGGGAGCGGGCCUUUUGGAGGAGACCGGAAGUGGAGGAACUGAGAGGUGACCAGAAAUGGAGAGAAAAGUAAGCAGAAUCUGUCUUGCUUCUGAACCUGAUGUAAUUCAUUUUCUACAAGUGGCUUGGGAGAAAACACUGGGAUCUGGUUUUGUUAUUACACUUACUGAUGGUCAGUCAGCAUGGACCGGGACAGUUUCUGAGUCCGAGAUUUCCCAAGAAGCCGAUGACAUGGCAUUGGAAGAAGAGAAAUAUGUUGAUGAACUGAGAAAAGCAUUGGUAUUAGGAGGAGGACCAGCUGAUGCAUACAAAUUUGAUUUUUCUAGAGAGUCUUGUCAUUUCUCCUUUGAGAAAAACCUGAAAGAUGUUUCAUUCAGACUUGGUUCCUUCAACCUGGAGAAAGUUGCAAGUCCAGCUGAGGUCAUUAGAAAACUUAUUUGUGAUUGCCUGGAUACUAUCACAGAAAACCAAGCCAAAAAUGAGCACCUGCAGAAGGAAAAUGAAAGGCUUCUGAGAGAUUGGAAUGAUGUUCAAGGACGAUUUGAAAAAUGUGUGAGUGCUAAGGAAGCUGUGGAGACUGAUCUUUAUAAACGGUUUAUUCUGGUGCUGAAUGAGAAGAAAGCGAAGAUUAGAAACUUACAUAAAUUAUUAAAUGAAGUUCAAGAACUAGAAAAGAACAUUGAGCCUGAAAGGGAAACCACAACGUGUUCUGAAAUGACUGCUGACAGAGAUGCAGUCUAUGAUGAAAGCACUGAUGAGGAAAGGGAAAACCUGCCUGAUCCUUCUGUGUUAGCUCCAGCUACUUUAAGAGGAGAUGAUUCCAUUAUUUCAAGUCCUGAUGUCACGGAUAUUGCACCAAGUAGAAAGAGGAGGCAGCGGAUGCAAAAGAAUCUUGGGACAGAACCUAAAAUGGCUUCUCAGGUACAUGGGCCUCAAGAAAAGGAGAAGCUUGAUCCUUCACUACCUGAGACGUCAAAAAAGGAGCACAGCUCAGCUGAAAACAUGUCUUUAGAAACUCUAAGAAACAGUAGUUCAGAAGACCUCUUUGAUGAGAUUUAACUGUCUCAAAAAGGUACUUUGAUGUUCACGAGACUAUGUUUUCUGUUCAUUUCUUUAAAAAAGCAAGAUUUCAACUCAGCAGCAGCUAUUACUGUACCUUACAAUUUAAUUACAUACACACUGAAUUGAAACCAUUGUGCAAAAUGGAUUAUACAUGUAUAUGAAGAUGUGAUUUGAUGACAGUGGUACAUUAUUCUAAACUAUUCAUUCACAUGCCUGUAAUUACAUAAAACCUCAGACUUUUUAUUGCAAAGGACACAUUUAUCUUAUUUAAUUCACACAUAUUAUAUGUGGUAGCUGUCUAACAUCCUGUCUAGGAAGAUUUUAGAAAUAGGACAAAGAAAAUGUCUACAGUUCUUUUUUGAAUAAUCAUAUUCUGAACAGUGAGCAUUUUAAUCUGUGAAGUGAUGUAUAAAAUUUAUUUUUAGUUUGUACACAAUCUCAGAAUCUGAUGACAAAAUUGUUGAUGCAUUGAAGAUUUUGUGUUCCUAAUAAAAUAUGUUAUUUACCUUA
Leptonychotes weddellii (Weddell seal) is the source of this 1601-nucleotide messenger RNA. RefSeq names its product X-ray repair cross complementing 4 (gene XRCC4). The record is from RefSeq and is a predicted model, not a curated record. NCBI's taxonomy places the organism in Eukaryota, Metazoa, Chordata, Mammalia, Carnivora, Phocidae. Gene Ontology annotation, molecular function: DNA binding. Gene Ontology annotation, biological process: immunoglobulin V(D)J recombination; positive regulation of ligase activity; double-strand break repair via nonhomologous end joining. Gene Ontology annotation, cellular component: nucleus; DNA-dependent protein kinase-DNA ligase 4 complex; DNA ligase IV complex.